Exophiala xenobiotica is the source of this 1110-nucleotide messenger RNA. RefSeq lists its product as uncharacterized. The record is from RefSeq and is a predicted model, not a curated record. The transcript has 6 exons. Lineage: Eukaryota; Fungi; Ascomycota; Eurotiomycetes; Chaetothyriales; Herpotrichiellaceae. Bases 1 to 1110 code for a protein of 369 amino acids.
AUGUCCUCGACUGACCCAACCGUGCUAUGGAUAUGCCAUGGCCUGGCCAUGGGCCUCUGUGUGUCUCGCCUUGUACUUCGCAAAUGCAGGAAACAGGCAUUCACAGCCGGAGACUAUUGGACAAUGGGCGCACUCUUUGCCAUUAGUCUUCGUGUGACGCUGAAUCAUCUCAUUCUCCUGCACGGAACCACCACCACAAUCAAGGAUGAUCAACGGCCUCCAGGUCGCUUGCCUGAGGGACUCCGAAAUAGGAUCAUAAUCGACAGCAAGCUAAACGUGGUCAACAGGUUCACAGUCAAUACAUUGUUGUGGUGCCUCAAAAUGGUUGUUUUAGACUUGUGUCUCCGUCUUGUUGCCAAAACAACCCGAGAAGGUGCCAUCAGAUACUCGUACUGGGCUGUGUUUGGUGCAACCUAUGUCGCUGGCCAGCUGUCGGUGGCAUUAGAGUGCAGACCGUUCCAUCUAUACUGGCAGAUAUACCCGGAUCCGGGUGCCUGUGUCAAGGGAAACGUCUGGCUUAUUACAUACGAGGUCGGGAACCUGGUCACGGACACCAUGCUGGUCAUCAUGCCGUUUCCGGUGCUCUUUGCAGUCAAAACUCGGUGGCAGAAGAAAGUGCAGUUGUGUUCGCUAUUUAGCAUCGGCUUUUUCCUCAUUGCCGUCAGCCUUGUUCGCAUUAUCCAAGGCAUCCCUAAUGCCCGGGUACAAUCGACGCGGACGUUCUGGGGCUCGAUAGAGACACUCUUUGCCACACUCGUCGCCCAGGCGCCUACUCUUUACACGUUGCUCCGCCGGUCCACGCCGCAGAAUAGCUAUCAGCAAGCCGGCGACAGUUACCGGUUGGCUUCCUCUGGCUACCAGACAGAUCGAUCCAAACCGAGACGAAUCCCCAACGACCGAGACAUUGAGCUGGGAGGCGUAGGUGCUGAUGGCGGUGACAAGUCUUACAGCGUGCGUGCAUUCUCCGGAAGGGGCGACAAAUCACCCCCGGCUUCUGCUGACGACGAGAAUGAAAGCACGAAAGGCAUUCUCGUCACCGUCGACAUCACGAAAGUUGACGCCGAGGAUGAACACCAUAAGAACUCUGGGUUCCUGCGAGACACGAGCUAG